This is a messenger RNA of Lemur catta (Ring-tailed lemur), 531 nucleotides long. RefSeq names its product keratin-associated protein 4-6-like. Gene Ontology annotation, cellular component: keratin filament. The transcript has a single exon. Bases 1 to 531 code for a protein of 176 amino acids. NCBI's taxonomy places the organism in Eukaryota, Metazoa, Chordata, Mammalia, Primates, Lemuridae. The record is from RefSeq and is a predicted model, not a curated record.
AUGGUCAACUCCUAUUGUGGCUCCGUCUGCUCUGACCAGGGCUGUGGCCAGGAGACCUGCUGCCAACCCAGCUGCUGCCAGACCACCUGCUGCAGGACCACCUGCUGCCGCCCCAGCUGCUGUAGGCCCCAGUGCUGCCAGUCUGUGUGCUGCCAGCCCACCUGCUGCCGCCCCACCUGCUACCAGACCACCUGCUACAGGACCACCUGCUGCCGCCCCAGCUGCUGCAUCUCCAGCUGCUGCAGGCCCCAGUGCUGCCAAUCUGUGUGCUGCCAGCCCACCUGCUGCCACCCCAGCUGCUGCAUCUCCAGUUGCUACCGCCCCACCUGCUGCCGCCCCAGCUGCUGCAUCUCCAGCUGCUGCAGGCCCCAGUGCUGCCAGUCUGUGUGCUGCCAGCCCACCUGCUGCCGCCCCAGCUGCUGCAUUUCUAGUUGCUACAGGCCUUCUUGCUGUAUCUCCAGCUGCUGCCGCCCCACCUGCUGUAGAACAACCUGCUGCCGCCCCAGCUGCGGUGGCAGUUCUUGCUGCUGA